Pneumocystis jirovecii RU7 is the source of this 1695-nucleotide messenger RNA. RefSeq lists its product as uncharacterized. The coding region runs from base 1 to 1695 and encodes 564 amino acids. Gene Ontology annotation, molecular function: ATP-dependent protein folding chaperone; ATP binding. NCBI's taxonomy places the organism in Eukaryota, Fungi, Ascomycota, Pneumocystomycetes, Pneumocystales, Pneumocystaceae. Gene Ontology annotation, biological process: protein folding. The record is from RefSeq and is a predicted model, not a curated record. The transcript has 3 exons. Gene Ontology annotation, cellular component: cytosol; nucleus.
AUGAAUAUGCAACUAGGUUAUAAAAAAUCUCUUUCAACCGUAAUUGGUAUUCGAAUGGGUAAUGCAAACAGUUCUAUUUCUUAUAUAAAUGAUAGUGGAAAAGUUAUUAUUAUUACAAAUGAAGAAGGAGAACGUCAAAUCCCUUGCGUUCUUUCAUAUUUGGAUGGAGAAGAAUAUCAUGGUUCUCAAGCAAAAGCACAGCUUAUAAGGAAUUCAAAAAAUACAAUUACUUAUUUUAAAAAUUUUUUUGGAAAAAAGAUUGAAUGUGCUAGUUUGCAUAUUUCAGGGUAUUCUGCAGAACCUAACAUUUUAGACAAUGAAAUAGUCUAUACAAUUAUAUCUGGUUCUGGAAAUGAAUAUGAAAAACGAAUAAUUACUCUUAAUGAAGUAAUGAUUUCUCAUUUAAAGUACUUAAAAAAUUGUGCAGUAGAAUAUAUAGGAAAAGAUGUUACUGAUUCAGUUUUUUCUAUUCCCCCUGAUUUUUCUUUUUCACAAAUAGAACUUUUAAAAAAAUGUGCAGAAAAAGCUGGUUUAAAUAUUCUUCAAGUUAUAAAAGAGCCAGUUGCUGAAAUCUUGGCGUAUUCGGAUGGUAUUGAUUCUUUAGUUUUAGCUGAUAAAAUAUUUGUCGUUGCUGAUUUUGGAGAAAUGACAAGUAGUGCUACUGUUGUUGUAUGUAGAAAUGGUCUAUAUACAAUUUUAGCAACGGAAACCGAUUAUAAUUUAGGUGGAAGACUUCUUGAUGAUUGUCUUAUUGAGUAUUUUGUAAAAGAAUUUCAAAAAAAAUAUAAUCUGGAUCCUAAACAAGAUUUAAGAGCUAUGGCCAAAUUAAGAACUGAAUGUGAAACAACUAAAAAAAGUUUAAGCUCUAGUAGCGUUUGUACGAUUAGCGUCGAAUGUAUGUUUGGUGGAUAUGAUUUUUACUCUAGUAUAAACAGAGUACGUUUUGAAAUGUUGGGAAGAUAUGUUUUUAAUAAAAUGCUCGCACUUGUUAAAAAUGUUCUCAAAAAGGCUCAAACCGAGAAUUUUGAUAUAGACGAAGUUAUUCUUGCCGGAGGCUCUUCUCAUAUACCUAAAAUAUUAGAGAUGUUCGGCUAUAUUUUUCCAGAAAAAACUUUAAUUCGUACACAAUCUUCACAAACUUCUAUGCUUAGUCCUUCGGACAUUGAAUGUUAUGGUACAGCUAUUCAAGCAUCAUUAAUAUCUUCCCUUGAUAAAGAAGAUAUUUCGGAUUUAAUAAAUCCUAAUAUAACUUUAAUACCACAUUUAUUGAAUCCUAUUGGUAUUGUCAUUCAAUCCGACGAUAAAACAGAAUUUAUUCCUAUUAUUCAUUCCUACACAUCAGCUCCUGUUCAAAGAAGUAUUUUUCUUGAUAAAUUUUUAGAUACUGGCGACUUCUGUAUCAUUAUUUCUCAAGGAACAACUCGUAUUCAUCAAAAAAAAGAUGAAACACAUGAAACACAAACUUCUGAUGAUGAUGAUGAUGAUGAUUCAUCUACAGUGGAACAAUUAAAAGUCAUAGAGCCAUCACAAAAGAUAGCAGAAUGUUCUCUUAAAAAUAUUCCAUCUAAUGCAAAAAUACAGGUUACUAUUUAUGUAGAUUUUGAAUUAAAAACCACUAUUACAAUACAACUUGUUUCGCCUUUUUCUGCAGAACUUGUUAAAGGAGAAAUAUUUAUGCAGCAAAAUCUAUUAUAA